GAAUAAAUGGCGGCAGUUUUGAACCUGGAUAUGGACUGUGUGUCCAGGUUGGAGCAGUAUGAGGACGACUCCGUGGAAGCUUGGUUCACAGACGGCACCAGCAUCUGUCUCACUGCUUGCGGGAGCGCUUUCACGCGCCAGGAAAAGUUCACGGCUUACGCCUCGAAGGAGUGCCGAGAGAGAGUUUGCACGCUCCUAGCGUUCAGGAACCUCUUUGCAGAGCAACCCUUUCUCCCAGCUACCUUAUUCACCAACGAAAUAAAGGUGUCAGAGAACGCAAUAGACUAUGGAGUUUGGCCGUCAAACCAACAGCAAGCUGUUGGAUGUAACCUGUUUAAAACAGGUUUGGCGGGAGAAAUACGUUUUCAGUCCAGUGACGGCUGUGCGUGGGUUGAGCUGGCUUCUCACGGGCAGACACUCACCGUUUGCUACCUGGCAAGACUGUCCUGUGGUGAUAGAGUUGGCCUGUCUGGUGUGAUGGAGACUGAGGUUUUGGAGAAUGGGUUGACAACACCUGAGACUAGCAGAGAGCAAGGAAGUGAGAAGACUCGUCAUCAGUAUGUCUGGAGGAGAGAGAUCCACAGUACAGCAAAGACUCCUCGUGCCUGGGCCCACCCUCUAUCACUGCUGAUGCAGCACAGGUCACAUGACACUCACAUGACCACCACCACUCCAGACAAGGAGAAUGAAAGACAGGAUGCAGUGGUGUCCACUGCUCUUCCUUCCACUCUCCCUCUCUCUUGCCUUCAUCCACAUCUCCACCACACCCAGCAACAGACUCUCAGGGUGAAGGUGUUAUUUACUGAAGGAGUACUUUAUCGGGCAUUUUUCGACCAUCAACAACCAUUUGUAGAGGCUUUGCCCAAUCAGAUGACAGUGUUAAGGUCAUAUGAUCCAGACGGUCGUUUCUUCCAUUGCUGGAGUGUGGACGAUGACGGAAGUAGGUGUGUCCAAGAGAGCAUGUACUGUGUUGACCACACCCCCUUGGCGUCUGGACUCCACCCAUUCAGCAUCGCCGGGGUGAUUGGCCAGGCAUCGAGGUUGCUCGACAGGGUACGGAAAGUAGGAGCGUCCAAUGUCAAACUAUGCUGGAAGGCUCCUUCCCCUCUCCCCUCCCCUCCCUCUUCCCCCCUUCACUACACUGUACCAGGCCUCGGGAGGUUCACUGUUCGCACCAAUGGCCAUGUGAGAUGUGUCUUCAUUGACCGAACAAUAGUCGAUUUCUUUAACACAUCAAAAACUGACCUGAAUCGGGAAAAUGAGACCCCUGACCUCACUUCUAGGGGGUCUGGAUUAAAUUUCAGUUGCCCCCCUGGGUUUGACAGGGGGCGGGGGGUAGAGGUGGCAAGGGGGGUCUGGGUGGACCAAAACUGGUGCCGACUGUUUCAACCAAACGGACGGUAUCUCAUUCUUUCCACACAUCAUCCGACCAGUCACCACAGGUCUGUUGAGAUGUGGUUUUUUCGGUGCAGAUAAUUAUAGUAUAUACCCACCUGUUGUGCUACCGACUAUUACAGUAUAUUUGUUCAAAGAGUCGUCGUGUUGUUCAAAGAGUCAUUGCUUUUGCCUUGCAUCGUCUCAUUGUGCAAAUGCGAUCGCUUUUCGUAGGUAUAUUGAGAUAGUGAGAGACUGGUGUGAGUGGCUGGCCAGUAGACCAGAUGACGGGGGAGGAGAGUUCUACCAGAGAACCAUCUAUGACCAGCACACACAGAGAGAAGUGUUGGCGGAACUGUCAAAGAUUGAGAGAUUCACUGCUAUUAUGACACACCAGCUUACUCCCUCAAAUCGACAGGGGAUUGGUGGGUGUGGCCAGCUAAAUGAGGGGUGUGGCCAACCAGAAUUUCCUCCGUUUGUUAAAGAUGCUCUCAGGCAAACGAAGAACAUUGUGCAAGACAUUGACACCAUUCUGGGAAAUUAACUUUUUGCAGGAAAAAAUUUGUGACAUUGUUUUUAUUAUUAUGUGGAGAUUUCUGCUGGUAGAAAAUGAUGGUGUGGCUAUAAUUAUAGUUCCACGGUAUUAGUGACAGUG
Messenger RNA from Geodia barretti, 2029 nucleotides. The record is from the annotation of a GenBank genome assembly. NCBI's taxonomy places the organism in Eukaryota, Metazoa, Porifera, Demospongiae, Tetractinellida, Geodiidae.